Molecule: messenger RNA, 1629 nt
Organism: Adineta steineri
Lineage: Eukaryota; Metazoa; Rotifera; Eurotatoria; Adinetida; Adinetidae
Source: the annotation of a GenBank genome assembly
AUGAAUAUACUUCGACAGCAAGCUGUUCGUCAGAUCAAAACAUUAUUUCGUUCUAUACCUGAGAUUCGUCGAAUAAAUGAUGAUCAAGCAUAUUUUGAUGAAAAACUCUAUGCAUUAACACGUAUUGAACCAGUUCGUCAUAAAGAAUCAGCAACACCUUUAGGUCGUUUCAUAGUCUCAUUACCACAAUGUCAAGCAGCUUCAUUAAUUGAAGGUGAUCUUGAAUUUAAUAAGAAUACAAAUAUUCGAGCAUUGCCAAUUGAACAAUCUGAUCAACAAGCUGUUUUAGAUAAAGAUGGUGGAUUACGAGUACCAAUUAAUUCUUCGACAUUUUUUACCACAGCAUUCAAUGAAUUAGUCAACAUAACUCGUACAUCUUCUUAUUAUGAUCCAAAACGAUAUCGAUACUAUUUCGAUGAUUGGAGAAAAAUACCGAAAUGGACUGAGAUAACGGAUAGAUCAUUAGAUGAACAAAAAAAUAAAAAAGUUGUUGUUGAAUUUAGUUCACCAAACAUUGCUAAACCACUUCAUGCUGGUCAUUUACGUUCAACUAUACUUGGUCAAUUUAUUGCAACAAUACAUGAACGUUUUCAACAUUCUGCUUAUCGAUUAAAUUAUCUUGGAGAUUGGGGAACACAAUAUGGUCGUCUUGCGGUUGGAUUUGCAAAAUUUGGAUCAUAUGAAGAACUUAAUAAACAUGCACUUAAACAUCUUCUUGAUGUUUAUGUACGUGCUAAUAAAGAUGAUUCAUUACAAGAAGAUGCAAUGAAAUAUUUUGCUAAAAUGGAAGCAGGUGAUAAAGAAGCAUUGGAUUUAUGGAAAACUUUUCGUGAAAUGUCAAUAAAUAAUUUAAAACAAGUUUACCAAUUAUUUAAUAUUCAGUUUGAUGAAUAUCAUUCUGAAUCUCAAUUUAGUAAACAAGGAAAAGAAAUAGUUCAACAACUUUGUCAACUUGGUUUAUGUAAACAACGUUCGGAUGGUGUUUGGGAAGCAAUUAUUCCUGCGAAAUAUAAUUCUCUACCACGAGAUGCUUGUGUUGUUGUUCAGAAAUCUGAUGGAACUACUCUAUAUAUUACAAGAGAUAUUGCUGCAUUGAAAUCACGUUUACAAACUAUACCAAUUGAAAAAAUUCUCUAUGUUGUAGAUUCUAGUCAAACAGAACAUUUUCGAAAUUUAUUGACAAUAUCAAAAGCAAUGAAUUUUGAUCAAGUACAAAAUUGGAGUUUAGAUGAUAUUUUUGUUCCAUUUGGUCGUAUGAUUAAUUUUCAAACACGAAAAGGAAAUUUUAAUUUAUUAUCUGAUGUAUUCGAUGAUGCAAAAGAACGAGCAAAAGAAGGACUUGAUCGAUUUUUAAUUCGUAAAGAAGGAAUUGAUCAUGCCAAAGUAUCUGAAGUUAUUGGAAAAGCUUAUUUGAUUUUAACUGAUUUUUCACGACCACGACGUACUGAUUAUAUAUUCUCUUGGCAUGAUAUCUCAUCAAAAGAUGGUAUUGCUUUUCUAUUACUAUAUUGUCAUGCUAGAUUAUGCAGUCUAGAAAAAGAAGUUAAAAUACCUAUAGAUUGGUCAGCAAAUGUGAAUUUAUUGACAGAUCGACGAGAACAUACUCUUAUACAACAAUUAAGCACGUAA